Pantherophis guttatus is the source of this 2705-nucleotide messenger RNA. RefSeq names its product cytochrome P450 2J5-like. Gene Ontology annotation, biological process: xenobiotic metabolic process. Lineage: Eukaryota; Metazoa; Chordata; Lepidosauria; Squamata; Colubridae. The record is from RefSeq and is a predicted model, not a curated record. Gene Ontology annotation, molecular function: iron ion binding; heme binding; oxidoreductase activity, acting on paired donors, with incorporation or reduction of molecular oxygen, reduced flavin or flavoprotein as one donor, and incorporation of one atom of oxygen. Gene Ontology annotation, cellular component: cytoplasm; intracellular membrane-bounded organelle.
UUGUGACUCUGGCCCCGGAGGUUGAUUUAUCUUCGCAAGCUGAGUCGGGAGAUGAGAUGGAGGAGGAGGAAGCUGUCACGAGUUAUGUGCCGGAGGGGCCGUCUUCACUGGUGAGUCAGCAAGAACUGACAGUUGCUGACAUGCCUCUGGACCCCAGCCACAUUGAGGAGGAAACAGAGGCCGGUAACGAGGAGAGGAGCCCUUAUUGGAUGCAAGAGAGAGACGUAAGAGAUGUCGUAGAGAACAGCUAUUGCCACGUUCCAAGAGGUGUGGUCAGGAGACGUAGGGCCACACCCUACAAAGUAUAAAAGGGAUGUAGCUGGGCCGGAAAGGCACGGUGAACAAUUUGUUGGCGUUUUGGAGUUUAGCACAGUUAGUUUUGAGUUAGUUUUGAAAAGGAGUCUGCAUUAACCUGCUGGCCGUCUGCCAAGACCUCUGGAACAUUGCCCGGCGUGCCACCCCAGUUGAAGAGCAUGUCCAUCUAGUGUUAAUAAUCAUCUAUGCGUCAAAAUUUAUUCGCUGUUUCACCCAUGAGGAAGAGCAAAAAGCAUCGGACAAAAGGAUACAACCGUCUCCAAAUCUACUAGUGAGCAUCAAAGAAAAAGAACUAGCAGAACAAUGAUGGUGAUAGGAACAAUUUUGAUUUUUUUGCUGCUUGCUCUGUUGACUUUCUUCUUCCUGAAACAACUUUGGACCCAAAGACAUUUGCCUCCUGGACCUUUGGCUCUACCAUUCCUUGGGACCUUAUUGGCAGGUGGGCUUUGGCUCCAUGAAGAAUACUUCCGUAAGCCUGUAAAACGAUAUGGAAAUAUUUACUCCUUGUGGUAUGGGCGACAACUUAUGAUAGUUCUCUCUGGAUUCAAAGCUGUGAAAGAAGGAAUGACCAGCUUCCCAGAAGAAUUCUCGUAUCGAGCAGAAGAUGCUUUCUUGAAUGAUUUAGGGAAAGGAAGGGGAAUCAUUUUCUCCAAUGGCCACACCUGGAAGCAGCAGCGACACAUUGGCAUCACUUCUCUGCGGAAGCUGGGCCUGGGGAAGAAAAGCAUUGAGCAUCAGAUAGAAGACGCAGCUCAGACAUUGGUGGAGAUCUUUAGACAAACAAAAGGGCAACCAUUUGACCCUUCAUUUUCACUACUAAAUGCGGUUUCUAACAUCAUAUGUGCUUUGAGUUUCGGACAUCAGUUUUCUGCAGAAGCUGAAGAGUUCCAGAAGCUGGUUCAAGCUCUUCAAAUUAUUUUGAAAUUCCUUGGUGACACUUUUCAAGCGGUGUAUAAUUUGUUCCCACAAUUAAUGAAGUACCUCCCAGGCCCUCACAAGAAAGCCCUGGCUUCUCUGGAUAUUAUGCUUGCGUUUGCAAAGCAGGAAAUAGAGAAACACAAGGAAUCUCACUGUCUGCACGAGCCACAAGAUUUCAUUGAUUACUAUCUUCUUCAGAUGGAGAAGGUCCUCAUUUUACCUAUCUCAGAAGGAUGGGAGGCUGAGUCAACCUUGAGCCUGAGCAAGAAUGAUCCCGAUUCUACCUACAGUGAAGAGAACCUGGCUCAGUGUAUUUUUGAUUUUUUUGGUGCUGGAACAGAGACAACUUUCACUACUCUGAUGUGGGCACUGCUCCUCCUGACAAAUCGUCCCGACACCCAAGAGAAAGUCCAGAAAGAGAUUGAAGAUGCGUUUGGUUCCUCGGGGUCAAUUUCCUACCAGGAUCGGAAGAAGCUGCCUUACACCAAUGCCGUGAUUCAUGAAAUGCAGCGUUUAAAAUAUGUCAUGCUAUAUGGAGUUCCCAGGCAAAGCACAAAGGAUGUGACGAUGAGGGGAUAUCACAUUCCAAAGGGGACCUUUAUCAUCCCAGACCUGCGCUCUGUUCUUCUUGAUCCUGAGCAAUGGGAGACACCUGAAAAAUUCAAUCCAAAUCAUUUUUUAGAUAAGGAUGGGAAGUUCAUUGAACGGGAAGAGUUUCUGCCCUUCGGAAUGGGUGAACGUGCCUGUGUUGGACAGCAGCUGGCAAGAAUUGAGAUCUUCAUUGUUCUGACCAGCCUGUUGAGGGCCUUCAGCUUCCGGUUGCCUGAAGGAGUGAAAGAACUUAACGAAGAACCUGUUGCAAAGAUGACAAUGCACCCACACCCUUACAAAUUAUGUGCUAUUCCCACACAGGCUUAAACUUUUAAAAACACCAUAAAAAGUGUGUGAAUAAUAUGCUAAGUAAGUUUGUUACAUUUUAACUUAGUUUCCUUUUGGGUGCCAAUAAACAUAUUACCUUCCAUUUAGUCCUAGAAUCCAAGGGCUUUUUUCCCCCUCUAUGCCACGGCGAGGAGAAGAGGCAGUCUAAGAUGGCUGCCAAAAAGCCAGGACAGCUUAACAUCUUAGAAUUGUGCUGGAGCAGAGUUGGUGAACAGCGUCUGGAACUGGAGGAGAAGAAUCCUUUUUAUUCAAAGAUUAACCCCAAAAGAAUAUCCAGGAACAGAGAGACUCAUAAUUAUUUUUAAAGUAGCUGCAACUUAACAUUUUGAGUAAAAUUUUAAAAUGGAAGGAAAAAGAAUCAAAGGGAAGAAAACAGAAAAAUGGUCAAAAAUACAGAAAAUUGGAUUUUCAAAUUGGAUAGGUGUUGGUUUUGGAUAGACAUUUUAAAAUGCUGAAACUAUUUAUGUAAAAAGCUAACAUAUUUAUCUUUUUGAAUAUGACCAGUAAAAUUGAAUAAAAGUGGUUAAUAUUGA